This is a messenger RNA of Aspergillus steynii IBT 23096, 3096 nucleotides long. Its product is annotated as calcium-translocating P-type ATPase. Bases 1 to 3096 code for a protein of 1031 amino acids. Gene Ontology annotation, cellular component: membrane; intracellular membrane-bounded organelle. Gene Ontology annotation, biological process: calcium ion transmembrane transport; intracellular calcium ion homeostasis. The record is from RefSeq and is a predicted model, not a curated record. NCBI's taxonomy places the organism in Eukaryota, Fungi, Ascomycota, Eurotiomycetes, Eurotiales, Aspergillaceae. Gene Ontology annotation, molecular function: P-type calcium transporter activity; ATP hydrolysis activity; ATP binding. The transcript has 6 exons.
AUGCUCGACCAAAAGGCGCUGUUUGACUCGCGUCAGCGGUCGCCGAGCGCGGUGGACACCGUUGUUUCUGCUGAAGCUGACUUGAAAGCUGCUGACAGUCCUUUCGAUUACAGUCCCGAUCAGCUUAACCAAUUGCUCAACCCCAAAUCCCUCGAUACACUCAACGCCCUAGGCGGUCUUGAGGGGCUCGCUCGCGGCCUCCAUGUCGAUGUUAAUACUGGUCUCAGCGUGGACGAGGUUGGAGCUCAGGAAUUCUCGAAGGGUCCUGCCGAUGCCAGGUUUCGCGCGUUUGGGCGUAACCAACUCCCCCCGAAGAAACCCAAGUCAAUCUGGCGGCUAGCAUGGAUCACACUACAUGAGGCGGUCCUCAUCAUGUUGACGGUGGCUGGGGCUAUCUCCCUGGCCCUUGGUCUCUAUGAGACGUUUGGUGUCCCCAAGGAGCCUGGCGCCCCUGCGUCGGUCGAUUGGGUAGAGGGUGUCGCUAUUCUCGCUGCUGUUCUUAUUGUUGUGGUGGUCGCGUCGCAUAAUGAUUGGCAAAAAGAAAAGGCCUUUGUCAAGCUAAACACGAAGAAAGAUGACAGAGAGGUUAAAGUGCUCCGGUCUGGCAAGUCGAUGCUGAUCAGCGUCCACGACGUAGUCGUCGGGGAUGUUCUUUACCUUGAGCCGGGCGACCUGGUGCCGGUUGAUGGUAUCUUCAUCAAUGGCCACAACGUCAAGUGCGAUGAAUCAUCUGCGACUGGUGAGUCGGAUGCGCUGAGGAAGACCCCUGGCGCGGAGGUCUUUGACAUACAGUCGAAUCGUACGAAGGAGCCUGACCCUUUCAUAAUUUCCGGUUCAAGGGUAGUUGAAGUAGGCAUGGGAACCUUUCUCUGCACCGCGGUUGGUGUGAAUAGCAGCUUCGGCAAGAUCAUGAUGUCAGUCCGGACCGAUACCGAAUCGACACCCCUACAACGGAAGCUGGAAGGCUUAGCCGUGGCCAUUGCGAAGCUCGGUGGUGGUGCUUCUUUGCUCAUGUUCUUUAUCCUCCUCUUCCGUUUCUGUGCCUCCCUCCCUGGAGAUAAUAGACCCCCGGAGGAGAAGGCGUCUACAUUUGUCGACCUCUUGGUGGUGGCUAUUGCUAUUAUUGCUGUUGCUGUGCCUGAGGGUUUACCUCUUGCUGUGACACUUGCACUCGCCUUUGCCACAACGCGUCUCCUCAAGGAGAACAACCUUGUCAGAGUACUGCGGGCGUGCGAAACAAUGGGCAAUGCUACUUGCAUAUGUUCGGAUAAGACAGGAACUUUGACCACAAACAAGAUGACCGUUGUCGCCGGCCGCUUUGGCGCUUCUAGCUUCACUUCUGAUAUUCCUACGUGGGCCUCAACCCUGUCUCGGGACACCAAGCAGCUUAUAACCCAAUCGGUCGCCAUCAACUCAACCGCGUUUGAGGGCGAACAGGACGGCGCCAUGACAUUCGUAGGGUCUAAGACGGAAACUGCGCUCCUUCAGCUCGCCAAAGACCACCUCGGUAUGCAAUCUCUGCCCGAAGCCCGGGCAAACGAACAGGUCGUCCUCAUUGAGCCCUUUGACUCCGUCAAGAAGUACAUGGUCGCCGUCAUCAAGGUCCCAUCGGGAUACAGACUGCUCAUCAAGGGUGCUUCUGAAAUCGUCCUUGGAUUCUGCUCGUCGCAAAAAAAUGUAUCUGGUGACGAUGUUGAGCCCGUAAGCCGUGAAGCCAUGGAGGAGGCUAUCACUGCAUUUGCGCGGAAAUCUCUCCGCACCCUUGGAAUCGCGUAUCAGGAUUUUGAGACGCUCCCUGACCUGAAGGACCUGAGCGAUUUGACCCUCCUCGGCAUCGUUGGUAUUCAGGAUCCGGUGCGCCCUGGAGUUCCUGCCGCCGUGCAGAACGCUAAGCGGGCUGGUGUUACAACACGCAUGGUGACAGGGGACAACAUAAUCACUGCCCGGGCGAUUGCCGCCGAGUGCGGCAUUUUUACUGACGGGAUUAUUAUAGAAGGGCCCGAGUUUCGCCGUUUGUCUGAAGAGGAGCUUGAUAAGAUCAUUCCUCGGCUGCAAGUUCUAGCCCGAUCGUCUCCUGAGGAUAAACGCAGUUUGGUCACACGUCUGAAGGCUCUAGGAGAAACAGUGGCUGUCACCGGAGACGGCACUAAUGAUGCGCCAGCUCUCAAGGCUGCGGAUGUUGGCUUCUCCAUGGGCAUUUCGGGUACUGAAGUCGCAAAGGAGGCAUCGGAUAUUAUCCUCAUGGAUGAUAACUUUACCUCGAUUGUCACUGCUCUGAAAUGGGGACGCGCCGUCAAUGACGCUGUACAGAAAUUUCUCCAGUUCCAAAUCACAGUCAACAUCACCGCAGUGAUACUGUCGUUUGUCACAUCCAUGUCUGACGACAACAUGGAGCCAGUCCUCAAGGCUGUGCAGCUACUCUGGAUCAACCUCAUCAUGGACACCAUGGCCGCCCUAGCUCUAGCCACGGACCCUCCCACUGACGCCAUCCUCGAUCGACCUCCCCAGCCCAAAUCCGCACCACUCAUCACCAUGAAUAUGUGGAAAAUGAUAAUCGGGCAAUCCAUCUUCCAACUCGUCGUCACCCUCGUUCUCUACUUCUCCGGCGGAACAAUCCUGAACUACGACGUCAGCAUCGCCAGCGAAAAGCUACAACUCGACACCAUCAUUUUCAACGUCUUUGUCUGGAUGCAGAUCUUCAACGAACUGAACUGCCGUCGACUCGAUAAUAAAUUUAACGUCUUCGCAGGAGUCCAUCGGAACUGGUUCUUCAUCGCCAUAAACCUGAUCAUGAUCGGUCUGCAGAUUGCUAUUGUGUUUGUCGGUAACAGAGUCUUUGAUAUCCAGCCUCAUGGUCUGGAUGGGCCGCAGUGGGCGAUCUCGAUUCUUAUCGCGCUGUUUAGUCUUCCGUGGGGUGUUGCUGUGCGCGUUCUUCCGGAUGAGUGGUUUGCGAAAGCUGUUUAUUUGAUGGCACCGCCGUUCGUUAUUGGGUAUAGGUUGAUGGCGGAGGGAUUCUGCAAGUUUGGCAGAUUGUUUAAAAGAACGAGAGAUGCGAACCAAGACGGGGAGAAGUUGCCUCCGGGGCAACUGGGCUGA